Messenger RNA from Pristis pectinata (smalltooth sawfish), 1955 nucleotides. RefSeq names its product karyopherin alpha 2 (RAG cohort 1, importin alpha 1) (gene kpna2). The transcript has 11 exons. Gene Ontology annotation, cellular component: nucleus; cytoplasm. Lineage: Eukaryota; Metazoa; Chordata; Chondrichthyes; Rhinopristiformes; Pristidae. Bases 135 to 1712 code for a protein of 525 amino acids. Gene Ontology annotation, biological process: NLS-bearing protein import into nucleus. Gene Ontology annotation, molecular function: protein binding; nuclear import signal receptor activity. The record is from RefSeq and is a predicted model, not a curated record.
CCGCGAUUCCCGCAGUUCUGUUGGGAGCGUGGUGUGUGGGUCGGUGCAGCGGGCAACGCCGGGGCCGGUCGUGUGACUGCAGCUAACGUCCGUACAGAGCAACUGUUUGAUUUGAACGAGUUACUGGUGAGAAGAUGUCGACCACAGCGAACGAGAAUGCCUCCCCCCGUUUGACCAAGUUUAAGAACAAGGGGAAAGACGCCAAUGAAUUGAGACGAAGGAGAAUUGAAACCAACGUUGAAUUGAGAAAAGCCAAAAAAGAUGAUCAGUUGUUCAAAAGGAGGAACGUGAGCAGUCUGCCGGAUGAAGCUUUAUCGCCUCUUCAGGAGAAGAACACUGUCCAGAUGCAUAUGAGUUUGGAAGAAAUUAUCCAAGGUGUUCAGUCCAAUUACUUGGAAACACAACUUCAAGCUACUCAAGCUGCUAGGAAGCUACUUUCUAGAGAAAAGCAUCCUCCCAUUGACAAAAUCAUUCAGUCUGGGCUCAUCCCCAAGUUUGUCACAUUUCUUGGUAACUUUGAUUGUAGUCCUAUUCAGUUUGAAGCUGCUUGGGCUCUCACCAACAUUGCUUCUGGAACAUCAGAUCAGACCAAGGCAGUUGUUGAUGGUGGUGCUAUCCUUGCUUUCAUCAAUCUACUGGCAUCUCCACAUCCCCACAUCAGUGAACAAGCCGUGUGGGCGUUAGGAAACAUUGCAGGUGAUGGAUCACACUACAGGGACCUGGUUAUCAAGUGUGGAGCUCUUGACCCAUUGAUGGCAUUGUUGGCUGUUCCUGAAUUAUCUGUAUUAUCGUCUAGUUAUCUAAGAAAUGUAACGUGGACGCUGUCCAAUCUCUGCCGCAACAAGAACCCAUCUCCUCCAAUUGAAGCAAUAAAACAGAUUCUGCCAGCCCUUGUACGCCUUCUACAACACAAUGACAAAGAAGUUCUUGCAGACGCAUGCUGGGCUAUUUCUUAUCUCACAGAUGGUUCCAAUGAUCGCAUUGACGUGGUGGUGUGCACCGGGGUCGUACCACGCUUGGUGCAACUGCUCUCGUCGUGUGAACUUGCAAUUGUAACUCCUGGUCUCAGGGCAGUGGGCAAUAUAGUGACUGGUACAGAUGACCAGACACAGAUAGUGAUUGAUUCGGGUGUGCUGAAUUUGUUUGGUGCUCUACUUGCUCAUCCAAAAAGCAACAUCCAGAAAGAGGCUGCGUGGACCAUCUCAAACAUCACUGCAGGGAAGCCAGAACAAAUCCAGGCAGUUAUUGACAAUGGGCUGGUGCCAUACCUCAUUCAGUUGCUCAAAAAGGGUGACUUUAAAACUCAGAAAGAAGCUGUCUGGGCUGUGACCAAUUACACCAGUGGUGGCACAGUUGAACAAAUUAUCUACCUCGUUCAAGCUGGAGUUGUUGAGCCAUUAUUGGCACUGCUAUCAGUCAAGGAUUGCAAGACCAUCCAAGUCAUUUUAGAUGCCAUUACUAAUAUCUUCCUGACUGCAGAAAAAGUUGGUGAAACAGAUAAGCUUUGUUUAAUUAUUGAAGAAUGUGGAGGUCUGGAUAAAAUUGAAGCUCUACAGUCCCAUGAAAAUGAACUGGUAUACAAAGCAUCACUGAAUCUGAUAGAAAAAUACUUCUCGGAGGAGGUAGAGGAAGACCAGAGUGUUGUACCAGAUGCCACUGAAGAGGCUUUUACAUUUCAGACUGAGAACCCUAGUAUAAAAUUUGACUUUUGAAUUCCUUCAAACAUUAAAAUUGACUGGGUUUACAAUCUUGUUUUUCUCCUGACUGCCUUACUUGUCUAGCACCUGUACUUGAGUAUUUUCUUGUACAUUUGUAUAAAUUGUUACCUGGUGUAAACUUGUAAUUAGAAUGUAAAUAUUUCUCUGAACUGUCACUAUUUUAUUUUGCCAUUUAAGAAGGCAUGUGUGCAUUGAGAUUCUAACUUUAAAUAAAGUAUUCAGGAAAUUCUCUUCAAA